Molecule: messenger RNA, 522 nt
Organism: Zingiber officinale
Lineage: Eukaryota; Viridiplantae; Streptophyta; Magnoliopsida; Zingiberales; Zingiberaceae
Product: putative invertase inhibitor
Exons: 1
Coding region: 1-522 (173 amino acids)
Molecular function (GO): enzyme inhibitor activity
Source: RefSeq, a predicted model, not a curated record
AUGAUGAUGAGGCAAGCUCCUGCGUUCGCUCUUGCCGCUCUCCUCCUCCUCCUCCUCCUCUCGGCGGCGGCGCACGCCACCGUGGAGUCAACUUGCAAGUCCAUCUCGAACGUCAAGUACGAUUUCUGCGUGAAGACGUUGAAAUCAGAUCCUAGCAGCGGAACCGCCGACGUGCGUGGCCUCGCUGUCAUCGCCACCAAUCUGUCGUUGAAGAAUGCGACAAAGAUCGCCGGCAAGAUUAAGCAUCUGUUGAAGAGCUCGCAGGACAAGGCGCAGAAGGAGAGCUUGUCGACGUGCGCCGAAUUGUACAGCAAUCUGAUCGACAACCUCGACACGUCGCUGAGCGCCAUCAAAGAGAGCCGGAAGGGUGACGCUAUGACAUACCUGAGCGCCAGCCUCGACGCUCCCGGCGACUGCGAGCAGGGGUUCAAAGACACCGGCGCCAAGUCCCCGUUGGUGGCGGAGGACGAUGAGCAGAGGCAGCUCUGUGGCCUCGCCUUAGGCAUCACCAAUUUGACCUAA